Molecule: messenger RNA, 529 nt
Organism: Trifolium pratense (red clover)
Lineage: Eukaryota; Viridiplantae; Streptophyta; Magnoliopsida; Fabales; Fabaceae
Product: cell number regulator 9-like
Exons: 3
Coding region: 19-435 (138 amino acids)
Source: RefSeq, a predicted model, not a curated record
UUAAGGUUUCUGCUAAACAUGAACAUCUUUGGUCGUGCUUCCCCACCUAAAUGGUCAGCUCAAUUCUGUGGCUGUGGAGAAAACGCAGGAACAUGUUUGAUAACUUGCUGUUUACCAUGCAUCACCUUUGGCCAAAUUGCAGAAAUUGUGGAUGAAGGACGUAGUUCUUGUGCUGUGCAAGGAUGUGUGUACGGAUUACUGAUGACAAUUACAUGUCACUGGCUAUACUCAUGCAUGUACAGAGAGAAACUGAGAUCAAAGUUUGGUUUACCAGCUGAACCAUGUUGUGAUUGCUGUGUCCAUUUUUGUUGUGAUGCAUGUGCCUUAUGUCAAGAACAUGCUGAACUUAAAGCAAGAGGUUUUGACCCUUCUAGAGGUUGGAUUGGACCACCAAAUGCUCCUCCACCUCAUAUGCCUCCCACCAUGUUUCGUUGAUCCAUUUGCUCUGUGUCAUAGUCAUGAAAUCUCCAAUUUUCUUUGGAGCACCCCACUUUCGAAUGCUUAUUACUCUUCAAUAAUUAAUCCUAAA